UCCUCUCGCCCCCAAAGGAUGUCCUCCCCCUCUUCUUCGAUCCCCUUAAGGUUGGAGUUUCUCUGCUGUACUUUAAACCGACUAGGUGAGGAAGGAGGCCGGCGGGGACAGACAGGUUCAGGGUGGAUGAGACGGGAAGUGGGAGCUGUGAGGAAAGUGGAAGGUGAAGUCCUGAGAGUAGCAGUGGGCUUAAGGGAAGAACUGAAGGGAUGAGUUUGGAAUAGGAAACUCAGUGCAAUCGGGGAAGUUGAGGCCACUGGGGGAGGGGUCAGAAGCAGAAGACAGAAAGCGAAGUCUCUCCCUAAAUCCCCCUCCUUCCCUGUGGCUGGGGCCACCUUAGCUUCCCUCUGAGUGACAUCUCAGGCUGCAGCCCCACUGUUCCCCCUCUGUCAGCAGAAAUAUCUCUCUUCUGACCCCUCCUGCUGGAGUCUCUGCCAGCCAAUCCCUGAUCUGGGCGAGGGGGGAGCCCGGCCCCCCCCACUCCCUCAUAAGGACCAGCUGGGGGCUGGGGGGUGGUGGCCGGCUGCUGCAAGUGGUACCGGGGUCAGAGCUUCGUGAAGGGAAGAGAAACCUGGGGGGGGGCAGGAGAGAAAACGGAAGAAGCCCAGACGAACAGGCAGGCGGACACACUGAGGAAGGCACCCCCCGCGUGAGGACCCCCCAGAAGGAACACCGCCCCCUGGCCCCCAGGACGGGAGCACCAUGGAGGCUGCACACUCCAAGACCACAGAAGAAUGUCUGUCUUAUUUUGGUGUGAGCGAGACCACAGGCCUCACCCCGGACCAAGUGAAGCGGCAUCUGGAGAAAUACGGCCCCAAUGAGCUCCCUGCUGAGGAAGGGAAGUCCCUGUGGGAGUUGGUAGUAGAGCAGUUUGAAGACCUCCUGGUUCGGAUCCUCCUCCUGGCUGCCUGCAUUUCCUUCGUGCUGGCCUGGUUUGAGGAAGGUGAAGAGACUGUUACCGCCUUUGUUGAACCCUUUGUCAUCCUCUUGAUCCUCAUUGCCAAUGCCAUUGUGGGGGUUUGGCAGGAACGUAAUGCAGAGAAUGCCAUUGAGGCUCUGAAAGAAUACGAACCCGAGAUGGGGAAGGUCUACCGGGCCGACCGCAAGUCGGUGCAGAGGAUCAAGGCUCGGGACAUUGUACCCGGGGACAUUGUGGAAGUGGCCGUGGGCGACAAAGUCCCCGCAGAUAUCCGCAUCCUCUCCAUCAAAUCCACCACCCUCCGGGUUGACCAGUCCAUCCUGACAGGCGAAUCUGUAUCUGUCAUCAAGCACACAGACCCUGUCCCUGACCCCCGAGCUGUCAACCAGGAUAAGAAGAACAUGCUCUUCUCGGGCACCAACAUUGCAGCCGGCAAGGCCAUAGGCAUCGUGGCCACUACGGGCGUGAGCACCGAGAUUGGGAAAAUCCGCGACCAGAUGGCCGCCACGGAACAGGACAAGACCCCUCUGCAGCAGAAACUGGAUGAGUUUGGGGAGCAGCUCUCCAAGGUCAUCUCUCUCAUCUGUGUGGCUGUGUGGCUCAUCAACAUUGGCCACUUCAACGAUCCCGUCCAUGGGGGCUCCUGGUUCCGAGGUGCCAUCUACUACUUUAAGAUCGCUGUGGCCCUAGCUGUGGCUGCAAUCCCAGAAGGCCUCCCUGCAGUCAUCACCACCUGCCUGGCCUUGGGCACCCGCCGGAUGGCAAAGAAAAACGCAAUUGUCAGGAGCUUACCCUCUGUUGAGACUCUCGGCUGCACCUCUGUCAUCUGUUCUGACAAAACAGGCACCCUCACCACCAACCAGAUGUCUGUCUGCAAGAUGUUUAUCAUCGACAAAGUGGACGGGGACCUCUGCGUUCUGAACGAGUUCUCGAUCACGGGUUCCACUUAUGCUCCAGAAGGAGAAGUCUUGAAGAAUGAUAAGACAGUCCGGGCAGGGCAGUAUGAUGGGCUGGUGGAGUUGGCCACCAUUUGUGCCCUCUGCAAUGACUCCUCCUUGGACUUCAACGAGGCCAAAGGUGUUUAUGAGAAGGUAGGCGAGGCCACCGAGACAGCACUCACUACCCUAGUGGAGAAGAUGAACGUAUUCAACACUGACGUGAGAAGCCUCUCAAAGGUGGAGAGGGCCAAUGCCUGCAACUCGGUGAUCCGCCAGCUGAUGAAGAAGGAAUUCACCCUGGAGUUCUCCCGAGACAGAAAGUCCAUGUCUGUCUAUUGCUCCCCAGCCAAAUCCCGGGCUGCUGUGGGCAACAAGAUGUUCGUCAAGGGUGCCCCUGAGGGGGUCAUUGACCGUUGUAACUAUGUACGAGUCGGCACCACCCGGGUGCCGAUGACCGGGCCCGUGAAGGAGAAGAUCAUGUCCGUGAUCAAGGAGUGGGGCACUGGCCGGGACACCCUGCGCUGCCUGGCUCUGGCCACCCGGGACACACCCCCGAAGCGAGAGGAUAUGGUCCUGGAUGACUCUGCCAAGUUCAUGGAGUAUGAGCUGGACCUGACAUUCGUUGGCGUGGUGGGCAUGCUGGACCCUCCACGGAAGGAGGUCACAGGCUCUAUCCAGCUGUGCCGUGAUGCUGGAAUCCGAGUGAUCAUGAUUACCGGGGAUAACAAGGGUACAGCUAUUGCCAUCUGCCGACGAAUUGGCAUCUUUGGGGAGAACGAGGAGGUGACAGACCGAGCUUACACUGGCCGAGAGUUCGAUGACCUGCCCCUGGGUGAGCAGCGGGAGGCCUGCCGACGCGCCUGCUGCUUUGCCCGAGUGGAGCCUGCCCAUAAGUCGAAGAUUGUGGAGUAUCUGCAGUCUUACGAUGAGAUCACGGCUAUGACAGGCGAUGGUGUCAAUGACGCCCCAGCUCUGAAGAAGGCUGAGAUCGGCAUUGCCAUGGGCUCCGGCACUGCUGUAGCCAAGACCGCCUCUGAGAUGGUGCUGGCUGACGACAACUUCUCCACCAUCGUGGCUGCUGUGGAGGAGGGCCGGGCCAUCUACAACAACAUGAAGCAGUUCAUCCGCUACCUCAUCUCCUCCAAUGUGGGCGAGGUGGUCUGCAUUUUCCUGACGGCUGCCUUGGGGCUGCCUGAGGCCCUGAUCCCCGUGCAGCUGCUGUGGGUGAACUUGGUGACUGAUGGGCUCCCGGCCACAGCCCUGGGCUUCAACCCGCCAGACCUGGACAUCAUGGACCGGCCCCCCCGGAGCCCCAAGGAGCCCCUCAUCAGUGGCUGGCUCUUCUUCCGCUACAUGGCAAUUGGGGGCUACGUGGGCGCAGCCACUGUGGGAGCUGCUGCCUGGUGGUUCCUGUACGCGGAGGACGGGCCUCAUGUCACCUACAACCAGCUGACCCACUUCAUGCAGUGCACCGAGGACAACCCCGACUUUGAGGGUGUGGAGUGUGAGAUCUUUGAGGCCCCUGAGCCCAUGACCAUGGCCUUGUCUGUGCUGGUCACCAUCGAGAUGUGCAACGCUUUGAACAGCCUCUCUGAGAACCAGUCCCUCGUGCGGAUGCCGCCCUGGGUGAACAUCUGGCUGCUGGGUUCCAUCUGCCUCUCCAUGUCCCUCCAUUUCCUCAUUCUCUACGUUGACCCUCUGCCGAUGAUCUUCAAGCUCCGCGCCCUGGACCUCACCCAGUGGCUCAUGGUCCUCAAGAUCUCAUUGCCAGUCAUCGGGCUCGACGAACUCCUUAAGUUUGUUGCUCGGAACUACCUGGAGGAUCCAGAAGAUGAAAGAAGGAAGUAACCGGUCCUUUUGCCCCUUAUCCCCACCCUGAUAGUGACACAUCUUCAGCCUGAGCUGUGGCACAGACCCCACAUCCCCUCUCCCCCUCCACAUUCUUGUUUAUAAACACGGUGUCCCCUUCACUGUUCUUCCCCACCCCAGCAACCCUCCCUUUUACCCUAUAACACCUCCCCUUCCCCAACCACGUGGGGCUUGCAGGGACAAGGCUACCGACUGAGCUGAGCUGCUUAUUUAUUGAAAAUAAAUGACAGAAAAGUCUG
Artibeus jamaicensis (Jamaican fruit-eating bat) is the source of this 3965-nucleotide messenger RNA. RefSeq names its product ATPase sarcoplasmic/endoplasmic reticulum Ca2+ transporting 1 (gene ATP2A1). The transcript has 22 exons. The coding region runs from base 703 to 3705 and encodes 1000 amino acids. Gene Ontology annotation, molecular function: P-type calcium transporter activity; ATP binding; ATP hydrolysis activity. Gene Ontology annotation, cellular component: membrane. The record is from RefSeq and is a predicted model, not a curated record. Gene Ontology annotation, biological process: calcium ion transmembrane transport; intracellular calcium ion homeostasis. NCBI's taxonomy places the organism in Eukaryota, Metazoa, Chordata, Mammalia, Chiroptera, Phyllostomidae.